UCCUCACUUUAUUCUAACCCCACAAAAAACACAAGAGGAAAGAAAAAUAAAAAGAAAUUUGAAUAUUUUGCAGGGACAUUAAUAACUUAACGUCUAAACUGGCAUCUGUGUUGACAUAUUAAAACUCUGAGAAUUUAUCAUUUUCCAACCAUAUUUAGUUUCUCUCUCUCUCCCUCUCCACACAUCGGGUGCUAGACUACAGCAUUUUUGCAGCGUGCACUCAAGUGUAAGAUCAAGAAAUGGACCAAAAUCAAGAACUCGCAGUAGCCCAGCUGAGGAGAGCAGUUCACAAUCUUGGUUCUUCUACUGAGAGAUAUGGGGAUAUAACUCUGACGAGAUUCUUGAUUGCAAGAUCAUUCGACAUAGACAAGGCUGCAAAGAUGUUUGUGCAGUGGAAGAAUUGGAGGGCUUCGUUUGUGCCCUUAAAUUCCAUCCCUGAUUCCGAAAUUCCUGAUGAAUUGAACGCAGAAAAGAUAUUUUUGCAGGGCCUAUCCAAAAAAGGCCAUCCAUUGGUGAUUUGCAAAGCUAACAAGCACUUUCCUGCCAAGGAUGCACUUCAAUUUAAAAAAUUCGUGGUUCAUCUGCUCGACAAAACCAUAGCAAGUGGCUUUAGAGGCAAAGAAAUAGGAAAUGAAAAGUUGAUUGCCAUUCUUGAUCUACAACAAAUUGGCUACAAGAACGUUGAUGCUCGUGGUUUAAUCACUGGUUUUCAGUUCUUGCAAGCAUAUUAUCCUGAGCGCUUAGCCAAGUGUUACCUGCUACACAUGCCUGGAUUUUUCGUGCGCGUUUGGAGACUGGUUUCACGCUUCCUUGAGAAAGCAACUUUGGAAAAGAUCGUGAUCGUGACAAACGAGGAGGAGCGGGAGGAAUUCGUUAGGGAAGUAGGUGAAGAGGCGUUGCCGGAGGAGUAUGGUGGGAAAGCGAAGUUCACCCUUCUUCAAGAUGUGGAGCUUCAGCCAUUGGAAUGACUGACUAACUUAUUUGAGUUGAUCCUAACCAGAUGCUGAUUUAAGUAACCUUCCAACUAUGGAUUUAUGAAGAAGAAGAAGAAUAAGAGAGGAAUGCAUGCAAGGAUCAAGAUAAUGGUUUAAUUUAGUAGUCACACUUUAUAUUUCUAUAUAUGUUGUCAAAGUCAUCUUAGUAUGCAGCUUUGUUUAUGUAAAAAACGAGGCCCUCUAUCCUAUAUUGCAAACGAGGAACAGAUCAACAAAGCUAUUAUUAAUCGGAAAACAUAACAAGUUAUAUUGUAGUUGCAAAA
Molecule: messenger RNA, 1258 nt
Organism: Salvia miltiorrhiza (redroot sage)
Lineage: Eukaryota; Viridiplantae; Streptophyta; Magnoliopsida; Lamiales; Lamiaceae
Product: SEC14 cytosolic factor-like
Exons: 6
Coding region: 240-968 (242 amino acids)
Source: RefSeq, a predicted model, not a curated record